Paramormyrops kingsleyae is the source of this 2482-nucleotide messenger RNA. RefSeq names its product interferon-induced 35 kDa protein homolog. The record is from RefSeq and is a predicted model, not a curated record. NCBI's taxonomy places the organism in Eukaryota, Metazoa, Chordata, Actinopteri, Osteoglossiformes, Mormyridae. Gene Ontology annotation, cellular component: nucleus.
UCAUUUGGAAGAAAAAUGCAGGUGAGAGCUGGUACAGAGCGUAUAUGAUAGGGAAUGGAAUUCUGCAAGAGUGAGUGUGCAAUCUAGUAUUGAUCAACAUAAUGAUUAAUGACAUCUUUGACCAAGAGGAGCUAUAAGAUAAAGGUCAUAUGCUUCUCCAGGCAUCAUAUAAGCCAGUAUCCCUGAAGUUAUAUGCACAGGUGCUUAAGCAGAUGAGAGGUAAGAUUUGCUUGGCGUCACAUCUGAUGAAAAUCUUACCUAGAGAUACAAUAGUGAUAAAGUCGAAAGUAAGUACAAAAAUGUUAACUUGCUGCCUCUGUGGUGUAAUACGUAAAGGAAUCGGGAGUAUGAUAUAAGAUGUAGUUUUUUCAUUUCUGUCUACUGACUUACACUCCAGUACAGUAGGUGGCAGUGAUGCAUCUGUAAGCUGGUUUUCAUACGCCAAUAGCUCCUAGAAGAAGACGCCCCACAGUUCUCGUCGCUAUGGUCCCCGUCGAGGGCUUACGGUAGAAGCAUGGACUCACCACUCCGGUGGAUCAAGUUCUGCGUCUACCCAGCAACACCUUUGAAGCAAAAGUCACUCGCCUAGAACCGAAAAUGAAAGGAGUGUUACCUCGUAGCCCAUAUUUACAACUACUCUAACUUAAUAUGCAGAUUUUAUUUGUCAUUGGAUUAAAUCUAAGAUUGACAGGUGCUUUUUCGCUGUCGACCGAGUGAUUUCACGUAAAAAUGUCUAAUACGGAAGAUUCAGCUGUGACGAAUGGUCAGACGAUACUUAAAAAUGAUUUACAUGAUCUACAAAAGAUCAAACAGGAGAUUAAGAUGUGCGAGACAACUCAUGCGCAGUUGUUGACAGACCAGAAAGAGUUAAGUAACGCCAAAGAUGACCUGUGGAUACUGGCUGAGAGAUUUCAGAAACAGAGCGAAAAAAUCAAGCGUGAAAUGGAAGAGGAGGAGAAAGAGCACAGCCAAAGAAUGGAUAAUUUACAGGUGAAGUUAGAGAAGCUGCAGAAGGAGCAGGAUCUUCUGAAGGCAGAGGAGCAGCAGAUGAAGGAUGAACUUGAGCGUACUGACAAGCUGAAUGAGAAGCAAAGACGGCAGGCACAGUUCUCUGCAAUAGUGCCUGAAAAGCGAUUGGUUUUCUCUGGAGAUGCAAGCAGCACGGCAGGAGGUUUGGAUGUGAAUUCUCAAAUUGUCUAUCCCAUGGAAGGUGGGACUGCGCUGCUCACAUUUGAAGAAGAGAAGGUGGCACAGCAAGUUCUGGCUCUUCAGAAGCAUGUGAUCCGCUUGGAAGAUUGUUCCGUGACCCUAGAGGUCAAACCUGUACAGUUCCUCAUUCCAAGCCACAUAGAGAUGGACAUCUAUGAGUGUCCCAGGUGCAUUCUAAUCUCCAACCUGCCAAAGGACGUUGAAGAAAGCCGCCUCUUGGACAGGCUGGAGCUGCACUUUGGCAAGACGCGUAAUGGGGGAGGUGAAGUGGAAACCACAGAAAUGCUGGAAGAUUCCAAUGUGGUCAUAAAGUUCUUGAAUGGUGAUGUCACUGAAGGUUUGGUGCGUAAGAAGUACCAUGAUGUGCAAAUGGACAAGAAGGAGAGAGUUAGAGUGACUCCCUUUGUGAAUGGGGAAGUAACCACCCUGCAGACCCAGCUGUCUGUGGCCAAGCGUACCGUGUUACUCACUGGGAUUCCCAGUAUCAUGGAUGAAGAGACCAUGCAGGACAGCCUGGAGGUCCAUUUCCAAAAGUCCUCCAAUGGUGGAGGAGAAAUUGAAGCCAUAGCCUUCAACUCUGUCGGCCACAAGAAGCUUGCUGUCUUUGACAAUGACGAUUCUGCAGACCCUUGAGCCUGAUGUACUACAGGCCAGUCAAUAAUAUAAUGAUAAUAUUAUGAAGUGUUAUAAAUUCUCAAAUCAGUAGGUAUGUCCAUGUGUCAAUUCUACAAAGGAAAACAUUUAGUAGUUAGCUGGGAAAUAUGUUUAGAUUUUGAAGGUGAUGUUACAUUUCAUUACAAGUCAUAACUAAGUCUGAUCUAAAUUCUUAAAUCAGAAAUGGACUGCUUAUGAAUAUUAUGCACUAAAAUUUAUGGAACUGAAAGACAUAUGAAAAUAUAUGUUUGUGUUUUAGGAUAGCAUUGAUCAGAAAUGUUACAUGAUCACAUGUGGAAUGUUUGAACUGAUAUUUUGCAAAGACAGAUCACAGAGAAAAGUCUACACUGAGAGAUUGGUGUAAUAUGUCUUUGACUGAUCACACUGUUAGUUCCCACUAGAACCCGCUUGCAUGGCCCGUAUUUCAUCACUCCUUGGACUUGAGGGCAAUACUCAGAUGUGACAGCUUGGUGGCAGCAGAGAGCACCAGUCUCUCAGACUAUAUGAAAACAUGACACAAUUUACACUACAUAGCUGUAUAAGCAUUUCCCAACAACUUAUUUUGAGGGUAAAUAUACUUUUUUAAGAAUUAAAGAUUAAGUAACAAGGUCUCAAUGAA